Molecule: messenger RNA, 1805 nt
Organism: Thalassophryne amazonica
Lineage: Eukaryota; Metazoa; Chordata; Actinopteri; Batrachoidiformes; Batrachoididae
Gene: tmem18
Product: transmembrane protein 18
Exons: 5
Coding region: 101-559 (152 amino acids)
Cellular component (GO): nuclear membrane
Source: RefSeq, a predicted model, not a curated record
AUAUGUGACGUAAUUUCCUGCUGCCAAAUCGCUGUUUACAUGAACUCAUGAAACGUUUGCUAAGCUAACAGUGGUGACAGGUUUUGUGUUUUCUGAAAUAAUGACCGAGGAAUCAGCAGAGGAUAUAAAGUCAGUCCCAAUCGACGGGUUCAGCAAUUUAAGAAUAACGUCUAUAUGGGCCUUUCUUAUGUCUGUGCAAUGGUCGGAGCCCUGGCUGAUUGGGUUGAUAGUGUUUCAUCUAGUGUGCCUUUUCCUCACUGCGGUGACCUGCAGUUACUACAGAGCGCAGAUCUGUCUCUUCGUGCUUAUGGUUGGUCUGGUGUACGCUGCUGAAUAUCUAAAUGAGCUGGCAGCCAGGAAUUGGCGGUCUUUCUCUAAUUUCCAGUACUUUGACUCCAAUGGGAUGUUCAUAUCUUUGGUCUACUCGAUCCCUCUGCUGUUCAACACAGUCAUCAUUGUGAUUGUUUGGGUCUGGAGGACGUUUUCCACAAUGUCCCAGCUAAAGACACUCCAGCUCAAGAGAAAGAUCUCCAGAGAGAACAGACAGAAGAAUAACUGAUAAUGUACGUGUCUGUAAAUCAGCUUCAGUGGGACAAAUUUACAAUCCAUGUGUCCACCCAUGGCCUGAAUUCAGGAGAAGGUGGCACCGUUUGUGGGUUGAAGUCAGAGCUGGAUGUCUUUUUCUGGUACCUGCUGUGGGAUGGAACAAUACAACUUGGAAUGGAAUAUAAAACGUUUAUUAAAACACAGUAAUGUGUCAUGUUCUUUUUAAUAUUUUUUAAAGGACCAAAAUGUUUGAAAAUGUAUGAACUGAAAAAUAGUACUGGUUUUUUAGAAUGACUUUUCUCUUAUUCAUCAUAUAUCAGUUGCCAAUCUGAUAUCCACCACACUGAGAUCAAAAAGAUGGCUUUAAUUGUGCAAUCGUCUUGGAUUUGCACCACUAAAGGGCAGUGUUGACUAUGAGCCUGCUCUCUUUGAGGUAUGUCUGUGGGAAAUUGUGAUCUCAACUCUCACGUAUUUUAUUUUAAAACGUAUAAACUCCACAGGGAGACUCCUUGCCCAAUCCAUAAUGCAAUUGUUGUUUAAUAUUUUCCCAGUUGCAUAAAUACUGCCAGUGUCUGUCAGGAUCUGCUGAUUGGAUAUGAGUGAUUGAUCUGUCUCCUUGAUUGGAGAAUACCUGAGGGAAACCGGACUGUGUUUGUAGUGAAGUGUGAGACGGGGUUUAAAUGCAAUAGCAUUUAGGAAAGUGCAGCAUCCAAACAUUUUGAGAGGUUAAUUUUAUACUUAAAGGAAAUGCACACUUUUAUUCUAACGUAGCCAAAUUUUCAAAGUAAAAAAAUCGUUCAAGUAUCAACAAGACAUCUUUAAGAAUGUUUCACAAGAAAUUAAAAAUGUUUCCUCUAAGCUUAUUAAAAAAAAAAAUCACAUCUGAUAAAAGUUAAGUGGCACAAAUUUGUCAACGAUCUCAAAGCGAGAAGUGUGUCAGAGCUGUCAAAUAUUUCCAUAAGGAUAAUCGGAAUGAUAAAAUGAUCACAUGUGUAAAACCUCACUGAUUAAUAACACCUGAGUCUCCUGAUAUAGUUUUUCUGUUUUAUUGUUCUCCAGAAAUGUCAAAGAAAAACGAUCCUGAGCAAAUCUUCCAGCACACCAUUGCAUGAUCUUUAUUGACGUGAUCCACUCAUAUUUAGUGUAGUUUGCAGCAGUCCAUUGCAAAUACAGAUGUUCUGAAAAGAAGUAAUUGUGUUUGUCAGUUUUUAUAAUUGUAAGCUUGCUGUUGUGGUGCAAUAAAAUCAGUUGGCUUUGUA